GGAGUGUGAGCUUGCUUUUAGACUGUUUUCGAUUCCGUGCCGCUGCAGGCCGUCUCUAUGCGACGCACUCUUAGCCGCUUUCUAGCAUAAAACAGUCGCAGGGGUACACAUUUCCUAAUCUAGGGAACGUCGUGAUCGCCUGCAUUCAUACGUCGUAAUUUCUUACCUAAUUCGUCUCUUUCUUCUCAGUUCAAUCACAAUGGGUAUUGAUCUAAAAGCCGGAGGUCGCCGCGUGGGGCACAGCUCCUCUAUGAAGGCCGUCAAAAGCCAAAACCCUUACAACAAGCUAUUGAUUAAGCUUUAUAAGUUCCUUGAUCGCCGAACGGACUCAAAAUUCUGUGGCACUGUGUUGAAGCGCCUCCAUAUGAGCAAGGUGAACCAACCCCCGAUGGGUCUUCACCGACUUUCCAAGUACAUGGCCCAAAAGGAAGGAAAGACGGCCGUGAUUGUUGGAAAGGUAACCGACGAUGUGCGAAUGUUGGAAUGCCCAAAGAUGUCGGUCUGUGCACUAGCAUUUACCGAGAACGCCCGAAAGCGCAUUGUCGCUUCUGGAGGUGAAUGCAUCACCCUGGAUCAGCUGGCCCUUCGUGCCCCCAAAGGAUCUAACACAGUCCUUCUUCGCGGACCUAAAUCGCGUGAGGCUUUGGCUCAUUUUGGACACUCUACGUCGGUCAAUAAUCCGCACACUCACACCGGUGUCAAGCCGUACGUCCGAAGCAAGGGUCGCAAGUUCGAGAAGGCUCGUGGUCGCCGUCGCUCUCGUGGUUUCAAGGUCUAAAUUUCACUGUAACAUUUUAGAUCAUUACUCUAUGAGGAUAAAUCGCAUUCUCUAUUUUG
This is a messenger RNA of Phaeodactylum tricornutum CCAP 1055/1, 837 nucleotides long. RefSeq lists its product with no specific name. Gene Ontology annotation, cellular component: cytosolic large ribosomal subunit; ribosome. Gene Ontology annotation, molecular function: structural constituent of ribosome; RNA binding. The transcript has a single exon. The record is from RefSeq and is a predicted model, not a curated record. Gene Ontology annotation, biological process: translation. The coding region runs from base 200 to 778 and encodes 192 amino acids. NCBI's taxonomy places the organism in Eukaryota, Bacillariophyta, Bacillariophyceae, Surirellales, Neidiaceae.